AUGUCCGAAGGCGCCGCUGCCACGUUGGCUGAGCAGCCAGAUGUUGUCCAGGAGGCCAAAGACGCAGUUGACGAGCCCUCCACCGAUGUAUACAAUAAUCCUCUUGAGCAAUCCUCGCGAUGGUCCCUGGCGACCCGGGCGUAUGCAUAUCGUACCGGAGCUGCCAUUGCCUUUGGCAUGGGCAAUAUGGCCUCGCCCGCUGUCCCGUCACCGCAUAAGACCGUAUACUUCGACUCAACGCUCUCCAAGAAGUACAGCGGCAAGGAAAAGAUCAAGGCAGAAGUAUGGACACCAGAUCGUCCCUUGUCGAGAAAGAGCUCCAAGGGCAGUCUGAGGUCGCUCAAGAAGAAGAAAAGCAAGGAGAACGGGAAUGACUCUGGCCUCAAGCCUCCUCUAUCGCGCUUCUCGUCCAAAAGCUCCAUACGCAGUAGUGGGGAUGAAACCGGUGACAAGAGCGCCUCUCUCCGACCUUCCCUGUCCAGGUUAUCGUCCAGGAUGUCCUUCAGAUCUUCCCAAUCGAUUAAGUCGAAGAGUUCAAUGUCCCUACCAACAACUCCCUCCGGCCAAGUCGACAACCCGAUGGACAAGAUCCCUUCUACGCUGAACCCACAGCCCGACCCGACAUCCCGCCGACCUGCCAUCAUAAACUUCCACGGUGGAGGCUUUGUGCUCGGGCAAGCCACAGAUGACGGGAGAUGGGCUAUGGCAGUCAUGCAGGCCUUAGGCGCUGUCGUGUUCUCGGUCGAGUAUCGGCUGGCGCCUACGUAUCCCUUUCCAACGCCCGUCGAGGACUGCGCAGACGCAAUACUACAAAUAUGGCGGAGGGCGGACGAGUUCUGGAUAGAUCCUAACAAGAUCAUCCUCACCGGCUUCUCCGCCGGCGGGACCCUGGCACUGGCAAGCUGGACGCUGCUACAAGACCACGAGAAGUUCGGAUACAAGAUCGAGCCCGCCCUGACCGACUCAAUGUCGAAACUAGCCCUGUCGACCGGGGAGGGUGGCUCGAAAAUACCAAAGGCGGCCGAAGCCGAGGUCCCACAGCCAGUGGGUCUGAUGCUCUUCUACCCGCUGCUCGACUGGACCAUGUCCCGGCCGCGCAAGCGCCUGACCUGCAGCAAACCCGAGAUGACCCUUCCGCGGUCGCUGACGGACAUCUUCGACGCGUCGUAUAUCUACCCGCCCAAUGAGCUCAAGGCGCAUCUAGACAAUCCUCUCUUGUCACCGGGCCUCAUGCCGGACUACCUGGUCGAUAAACUGCCCCCUGUGCAGCUGUGCCUGUGCGAGUACGACAUGCUGUUGGCCGAGGGCAAGAUUUUCGCGGAGAGGCUGAAGGCCAGGGGCAAGGAGGUCGGCCACCGGGUGGUGCCGGAGGCGAAGCACGCGUGGGACAAGCCGCUGCCGUUCAACCCGCCUGACAGCCUUGGGGUUGAGUACGCAGAGGCGGUGCGGGUGAUGGCCAAGUGGUUGGGGGCGGAGGAUGGAGAUACUAGUGGUAAUCUUACAGAUGAGUCGGUGCCGGAGGGUAUACAGGUGUAG
Messenger RNA from Diaporthe amygdali, 1536 nucleotides. RefSeq lists its product as uncharacterized. The transcript has a single exon. The record is from RefSeq and is a predicted model, not a curated record. Gene Ontology annotation, molecular function: hydrolase activity. NCBI's taxonomy places the organism in Eukaryota, Fungi, Ascomycota, Sordariomycetes, Diaporthales, Diaporthaceae. The coding region runs from base 1 to 1536 and encodes 511 amino acids.